Tilletiopsis washingtonensis is the source of this 1371-nucleotide messenger RNA. RefSeq names its product putative VMA5-H+-ATPase V1 domain 42 kd subunit, vacuolar. Gene Ontology annotation, molecular function: proton-transporting ATPase activity, rotational mechanism. NCBI's taxonomy places the organism in Eukaryota, Fungi, Basidiomycota, Exobasidiomycetes, Entylomatales. The record is from RefSeq and is a predicted model, not a curated record. Gene Ontology annotation, cellular component: vacuolar proton-transporting V-type ATPase, V1 domain. The transcript has 8 exons. Gene Ontology annotation, biological process: proton transmembrane transport. Bases 167 to 1348 code for a protein of 393 amino acids.
AUCUCUCCGCACCGCUCCGCUCUCACCGUUCCGCCUUCUCGCCGCCUCGCUUCAGCACAGCAGCUGCCAUUCUCGAAUCGCACAGCGCCAGCGCUUUGUCUGUGACCGCCGCGUGCCGGCACCCGCUCCGCCCGCCCCUCGCGCCGCUGCGCACACGCCGCCCGCCAUGCCGUCGGACCUGUCCUACUGGCUCAUCUCGGUGCCGCUGCAGGACCAUGACCCGCACCGCAUGAUGACCGAGCUCAGCAAGACGCUCAUGAAGGACGGCGGCGCCGCGUCGAGCGACAUUGGCCUCCUCACGCUGCCGCCGCUCAAGACGGGCACGCUCGACAGCCUCAUCACCCUCUCCGACGAGCUGCCCAAGCUCGACGCCAGCUUCACCGGCAUCGUCGCCAAGAUCGUCGACACGCUGCGCGCGCUGCUCAACAACGACGAGGACGCGCUCGCGCAGCACGUCCUCGUCAACGAGCAGGAGAUCGACCGCUACAUGCUCGGCUGGAGCUGGAACGGCAGCAAGUACCGCACAGAUCGGAGCCUGCGCGACAUCCUCGACACGCUGCAGAAGGAGAUCACCUCGAUCGACAAUGUCAUGAAGACGAAGCUGAACAACUACAACCUGGCCAAGGGCCAAUUGCAGCAGCUGCAGCGCAAGAAGACCGGCAACCUCUCUGUGAAGUCGCUGGCGGACGUGGUGCACAAGGAGGACUUUGCCGACCUGGGGUCAGAGUACCUGGAGACGCUACUCGUGGCUGUGCCAAAGAACAACCUGAAGGAUUGGCAGGCCAAGUACGAGCGGCUGACGAGCAUGGUCGUGCCACGGUCGUCCCGCAAGAUCGCGGCAGACGACGAGUUUGCGCUGGUGAACGUGACGGUCUUCAAGAAGGUCAAGGAGGAGUUCCUGCAGAAGUGCCGCGAGAACAAGUUCGUGGUGCGCGACUUCCAGUGGGAUGACCAGAUUGUGGAGAAGCAACGGCAAGAACUCGAGGAGGCCGGCGUGUCGGAGAAGGAGCUCUGGACGGAGCUGCUGCGCCUGGCGCGCACCAACUUCUCCGAGGCGUACCAGGCGCUGGCACAUCUCAAGGUGGUGCGCACGUUUGUCGAGAGCGUGCUGCGCUUCGGCCUGCCGGCAGACUACUUUGGCGUGGCCGUGAAGCCAAAUGCCAAGCGCUCCAAGGCGCUGCUCGGCGCCCUCAAUGCGCACUACGCCUACCUGGCGCGCUUCGAGGGCGGCGGCAAGGGCGGCAAGAGCGGCGCCAUCGAGGGCGACGUGCCGGGCGAGUGGAGCAACGUGGCCGAGGCGGAGCUGCUGCCGUACGUGCUGAGCGAGCAGUUCAUGGUGGCGGCGUGAGACUGGCGAGCGCAAUGUGAUGC